Messenger RNA from Xiphophorus couchianus (Monterrey platyfish), 2094 nucleotides. RefSeq lists its product as uncharacterized. The record is from RefSeq and is a predicted model, not a curated record. NCBI's taxonomy places the organism in Eukaryota, Metazoa, Chordata, Actinopteri, Cyprinodontiformes, Poeciliidae. The transcript has 2 exons. Bases 943 to 1656 code for a protein of 237 amino acids.
UCCUUUCAUCAAUAAUAAAUCAUGUAAGUUUGGUAGCAUUUGCUCUUUAUUUGACAAAGUUAUAAGGGGGAACCAUUCUGGGAAUCAACAAUCACCACCACUGGACUUUAGUGGUAAUAAAUGUUUUUAAACUCUAAAAACAAUCUAUAUCAUACUUAUCUCAUAGACAAAAAACACAUGAAAACUGUUGAAUGCCCACUUUCUAGGUGAUCUACCCACAAGAGAAAAAAGUCUUUGUUCUUGAAUCCACUGCUCUUUAGUGUUUUUUUAUCUAUUCAUGACUGGACUUUUUUUUUCGGAAUUGCACAGCGUUGCUGCGCUACAGCAGACACGAACUUCUGGACCUUUGGAGCUACAAUUUUGACUCGGUGAUCGCCGAUCUCCGACUCAUCCCAGAGAUCUCCAGAACACCGGAGGCUGCUCACUUCUCCCGGCCGGGUGGAAGGGUACGCAAGCCGCGACGAGAACGUAAACAAAGGCGGGGUAAGCGUGGAGGGGUGCGAGCUAGGUUAAAGCUAACACCACACCGGCUCCCUUUACCCAGCAUUUUCCUCGCCAAUGUCCGUUCUCUGGCUAAUAAAAUGGACGAGUUACGACUAUCCAUCACGAGUGACAGACGGAUUAUUGACUCAAAUGUCAUGUUUUUCACCGAAACAUGGCUAAACAACAGCUGCCCGGAUAAUGCUAUCCAGCUAAGUGGACGCCACACACACCGAGCCGACAGGACAGCAGAUGACUCCGGCAAGACCAGAGGCGGAGGUUUGUGCAUUUAUAUUAACAAAGCUUGGUGCACAGAUUCUGCUACUACCAAGAGUCACUGCUCACAGAAUGUGGAGUUUUUAAUGGUCAAAUGCAGACCUUAUUACCUCCCAAGGGAAUUCACCUCAAUCAUCCUCACUGCAGUGUACACCCCCACCCCCGGAUGCUAAUGCCAAGCUAGCCAUGAAAGAACUCUAUGCGGCUAUUAGCAAACACCAAACCAAAUACCCCGAGGCUCCUUUUAUUGUUGCAGGUGAUUUCAAUCACUCCAACUUGAAGACAGUUCUUCCCAGAUUCCACCAACAUGUCUCCUGCCACACCAGAGGAGACAAGACCCUGGACCAUGUCUACUCCAAUCUGGCUGGAGCCUACAAUUUGACACCCCUCCCCAACAUCGGACAAUCAGACCAUCUCUCCCUGUUCCUCACACCUCGGUACUUACCACUCAUCCAACGUGUGAAACCUACCGUGAGGACAGUAAAGGUGUGGCCAGAGGGCUCAGACGCUGUGCUCCACGACUGGUUCAGGAAUACAGAUUGGACUAUUUUCCACCAUACAGACUUGGAUCAGUACGCCUCAUCUGUACUGAACCAUAUUUCCACCACCAUAGAACGUGUCACCACCUGCAAACGCAUUACCAUGUACCCCAACCAGAAACCCUGGAUGAACCGAGACGUUCGUCUCCUGCUGAAGGCCCGCAACAUCGCCUUCAGGUUAGGGGAUGCACAGACUUACAGUACAGCCAGGGCUGAGCUGAAGAAGGGAAUCAAGAAGGCCAAACAUCACUACAAAAGGAAGGUGGAGGAUCAUUUUUCUAACACCAACCCCCGACGUAUGUGGCAAGGCCUUCAGAUUCUCAGACUACAAGAACCCCAAUACCACCCCCGCUUCUACUGAUGUCUCCUUCCUCAACGAACUUAACAACUUCUAUGCUCGUUUUGAGAGAGGGAAUACCACAACUGCAACCAAAGCAGCUACCACCCCAGGCCAACAGCCACUGACUUUCCUCCCCACUGACGUAGGAGCGGCUCUGAGCAGGAUUAAAUCCCACAAGGCUGCAGGUCCUGAUGGCAUACCUGGACGUGUCCUCAGAACAUGCUCUGGGGAGCUGGCAGGAGUGCUGACGGACAUCUUCAACCUGUCCCUGGCCCGCGCUGUGGUACCGACCUGCUUCAAGUCUACCUCCAUCGUCCCAAUCCCCAAGAAUCCCAACCCAACCAGACUCAAUGACUUCCGUCCGGUAGCCCUUACCCCCAUCAUUACCAAGUGCUUGGAGCGGCUGGUCCUAGCACACCUCAGAUCCUGUCUCCCCCCCACACUAGACCCCCACCAAUU